Messenger RNA from Truncatella angustata, 480 nucleotides. RefSeq lists its product as uncharacterized. NCBI's taxonomy places the organism in Eukaryota, Fungi, Ascomycota, Sordariomycetes, Amphisphaeriales, Sporocadaceae. The record is from RefSeq and is a predicted model, not a curated record. The transcript is spliced from 2 exons. The coding region runs from base 1 to 480 and encodes 159 amino acids.
AUGAAGUUCCUCAAUGUCUGCGUCAUGGCGGCUGUCUGUAUUGCAGCAGUGGUUCCGGAUGCUGCCGAAGACGUCGAAGUAGAGCUCGAGCUCUUCCAUGGACCAGACAAGGUCCGCGUCAAGGAAUCCCAUGUCUCAUCGACUGGCCUCUUCCCCGUUCGGGACGAGAUGUUGGCAUGCUUCGAGAAGCAACUCAAGAGCCCAGCCUGGAUCAAUGGCAUCUGCCAGCCGCUCAGCAACGUCACGUGGACCAGCACCGCGCGCAGGUGGAAGUCCCCAAAGAUAUGCAUCGAUUACUGCAAGGAAAAGAUCGAGGUGGCCAUCCUGAAGGGUUGGGACGGUGCGAGAUGCCGGGCCAGGAAGGGUGGAGAGAAGAAGAAGCACGCUACAUGCUGGUGGCAGUAUUGUAACACUGCAGCCCCGGAAGCUUGUGCAUUCCCAGGCUCAAAAAUCGGCUUCCCGGGCGCAAUUUCAAACUAA